GCGCAGACAAAUCACCAGCUGCGGUCUCAGCGUCCUUCCUACGCUCAACGUCGCCGCGCUCACCAAGAUCGCAAAGAUUGACCUGCAGAACAACAACCUUAAACAAUUCCCGCUGCAGCUCCUCGACCUGCCGAUCUCCACCGUCACCAUUGAUUUGACUGGGAACCCCAUCGAGCCCUUUGCGCUCACCACAGCACAGCUCGCCAAGUACAAUGCGAUGCUAAUCAAAGUGGAUGCGACUGUCAAGGGCCCGGACGCAGCCGUGGCGUCGGGAACACCGGGGCUCACGUCGUCGGCGGCGCGUGACGUGGUGCCGUCAUCGCCGCCGUCGUCCUCGUCCGUCUCGAGCUGGCAGAUGGCGCUGCUUGCCGGCGUCGGUGGCGCCGGCCUCGCCGUCAUCAUUGCCAUGAUCAUCAUUCGCCAGCGCAACGCCAAGGACGACGCCGACUCGGUGCUCGAAGACCUCGACCACCCCGCGUACGCCACGACCCUCGACGACAACCACCUGUUUCUGUCGCACAACACGCCCAUGAUGGUCGCCACCGACACGCUCAAGCCCGGCGACCUCAUCUCACCGCUCACCGAGAUUGGCGAGGACUCGACGCCGUUCCACACCGAGUCGGACCGAUGCUAUCGCCUCUUGUCGCCGGACGAGCUGCGGCUGUCGCGGUCGGGAUGCCCGAUUCCCGGCGGCCUCUCGGGCAGCUUUGACGGCGAGCGUGUCCUGAUCCGGCGCCUCGACCACCGCGACCGCCCGGAUGUGGCCAAGCGCUUCGUGCAGCGCGUCGCGGCGCUCUCGCUGCUCAAGCACGAACACGUCGUCGAGCUUCUCGGCGCGUCCAAGCUCUCGGGCAUCUCGCUCUGCGCCGUCUUCGAGCACAUGGAACACGGGACGCUCUCGUCCUUCUUGCACGUGGAGCGGUCGCCGCUGACGCUGCACCAAGCGCAGCGCAUGUGCCUCGAGAUCGCCGAUGGCGUCGCGUACCUCCAAGCCACCGGCUUUGUCCUCGGCACGGCCUUUGACGUCUUUCGCACCGACCGGAUCCUUGUCAACGACAACCUCACGUGCAAGCUCAACAUCGUCACGUGUCUCGACGACCUCGACUCGACGUCCGUGCAGCUGUCGUUCGGCACGGGCCGCCUCGCUUUUCUGGCGCCAGAGGUCGCGUCGCACCUGCUGACGACCGAGACGCGACGUGAUGACAUGGACGACGAAGCUGCGGCUGUCUACGCGCUUGGUGUCAUUUUGGGCGAAGUGCUCUCGCGGCAACGACCGUACGCGCCGCUGCUGCACGCCGUGGGACCCGUCGCGGCGGACGGCUACGUCUACGAUAUGUACAUGACCCGAAAAACGCCGCGCGUUCCGCCUCACGCACUCGGCGACGAGGUGCCGCCGGCGUGGACGCAGGUGAUUGCAGAGUGUCUAAGUUAUGCGCCGCGCGAUCGCCCGACGGCCGCGGACGUCUGCAGGCGCCUCCGAAGUAGUUGCGAAGGCGGAGUAGCACUUCAUUAGUCAAUAGGCCAAGUAAUACAGACUGAAAAUGUA
Messenger RNA from Saprolegnia parasitica CBS 223.65, 1546 nucleotides. RefSeq names its product TKL protein kinase. NCBI's taxonomy places the organism in Eukaryota, Oomycota, Saprolegniomycetes, Saprolegniales, Saprolegniaceae. The record is from RefSeq and is a predicted model, not a curated record. The transcript has 3 exons. Bases 218 to 1513 code for a protein of 431 amino acids. Gene Ontology annotation, molecular function: protein kinase activity; ATP binding. Gene Ontology annotation, biological process: protein phosphorylation.